GGGGUUUGGGGUCCCUGCGGGGGCACCGCCGGGCUGCUCCGCAUCAAAACUCGGGCCUUGUCCAUAUGAGCUGGGGCUUUUAAAUGAAGCAUGGUUUACUUUUGCAUACUCCGGUUAGAAUAACGCUUCUGCACAAAGUGAGCGUUUUGUACUCCAGGCGUUGGGAAAACCACACUCGGAAAAGAACUCGCGUCAAGAACGGGGAUGACCUAUAUUAAUGUGGGUGACAUGGCAAAAGAAGGAGAACUGUAUGAAGGCUUUGAUGAGGAAUAUGAUUGUCCUAUUUUGGAUGAAGACAGAGUAAUUGAUGAACUAGAAGACAAAAUGAGUGAGGGUGGAGUUAUUGUUGAUUAUCAUGGCUGUGAUUUUUUCCCUGAACGGUGGUUUCAUAUCGUUUUUGUCCUUCGUACAGAAAAUUCAUUUUUGUAUGACAGACUUGAAAGCAGGGGCUACAAAGGGAAAAAGUUGCAAGACAACAUUCAGUGUGAAAUUUUUCAGACACUUUAUGAGGAAGCUAUGUUGUCAUAUAGAGAGGAAAUUGUACACCAGUUACCCAGCAACACUCCAGAAGACUUAGAGAGAAAUUUGGAUCAGAUUAUGCAAUGGAUUGAGCAAUGGAUGAAGGACAACAAUUGACAUUUGGUGAAAAAGUAACUCUGGUAGAUCACUUCUUGGAAGGGUUUAAUAAGUUACAUUGAAAAUUUUUGUAUGGUAAAUUAAAACCAAUUUUAUUGUAAUUUGAUAUCGUUGGGGACUAGAAGGUUCAGAAUAGCCAGUUUGUCAGGCUUUGGAACCACUUCUGAGCACUCUGGGAGAGGCACACGGGAGAAGAGAACUGACACAUGCAAAAA
Tyto alba (common barn owl) is the source of this 851-nucleotide messenger RNA. It is a transcript of the gene AK6, whose product is annotated as adenylate kinase 6. The transcript is spliced from 5 exons. Gene Ontology annotation, molecular function: ATP binding; AMP kinase activity; ATP hydrolysis activity. Gene Ontology annotation, cellular component: cytoplasm; nucleus. Lineage: Eukaryota; Metazoa; Chordata; Aves; Strigiformes; Tytonidae. The record is from RefSeq and is a predicted model, not a curated record. The coding region runs from base 205 to 636 and encodes 143 amino acids.